AUGGACGACCCCGCGAUGGAGCCUCUCAUGGCUGCCGAUGCCGUCGCCCACGCCCGCCGCCGCUUCUCGGCCUCUAAACCCUCCUCCGCUGGCCACGACACAGCCAAACCCCGAUCCCAGGUCAACGAUGCUGGAAUGCUGGAUCCCGAUACUUGCCGGAUAUGCAGAGGCGAGGCGACCGCCGAGGAACCGCUCUUCUACCCCUGUAAAUGUAGCGGUAGCAUCAAGUAUGUCCACCAGGACUGCUUGAUGGAGUGGCUUUCGCAUUCCCAAAAGAAACAUUGCGAGCUCUGCAAGACACCCUUCAGGUUCACGAAGCUGUAUUCGCCAAAGAUGCCCAAGACACUGCCGGCCCACGUCUUCGUCGGCCACAUGGCCAAAUAUUUAUUCAGGAACGUCCUUGUCUGGCUGCGGGCUGCCCUCGUCAUCAGCGUAUGGCUCUGCUGGCUGCCUUACCUGAUGCGCUCCGUGUGGGCUUUCUUGUUCUGGGUGAGCGAUGAAGGCCUAGGAAGCGGCGCACUCUGGAAUAGCUCGAAUGCAACAGUCAGCAGAGGCGUAUCGGUGGCCUUCUCCGUUGCUUCAUCUACCGUCUGCCCAGCAUCACCUCUCCUGGAACCCACGACGACUCCCGCGAACUUGGGGGGAAUGUUGAAGGACAUGAUCCAGGGCCAGGAGCUCCCAUUCAGCCGCUCUUUCCAUGGCGUCAACAUCACCACGAACGACUCAAUGUCGGCCGCUCUAUUGCGAAUGCUCCUCGGCUCCAUUACGUCUUCAGGGUCCAGCAAUUCUACACUAUCGGCCGCUGGAAACAGUGAUCCCGUUCUGGACCGCCACCCGUCUCUCCUGAGCGGUGUGAGGUGGUUGCGCAACUUGACUCGGUAUCCCGUAGUCAACCGGACCGUCAUUGGCGUCUUGGAAGGCCAGAUUAUCACAAUUCUGGUCAUUAUUUCUUUCAUUCUGGUAAUCUUGGUCCGUGACUAUGUCGUUCAACAGCAGCCCGAGAUCAACAUGAGAGCCGCUUUUGCUGCCAAUGAUAACCCACAGCCGCAGCCUCAUCCCCACCCCCAAGAACACAAUGGCCAUGAACGUGGCCACAAUGACGCGCACCAUGCCCAAGCUGAUGAUUUCGUGCUCGAUCAUGAUCAUGACCACCAAGAGAGCGACGACGAGGACCUUGAGUCAAUGACGGGUGGGCACUAUGGGUCUGAGGAUGACAUUCCCAUGAAUUGGGAUGAUCAGGAACCGACCGCUGCCGUUCACGAACCGGCUCAACUGCGGCCUUUCGGCGAAUCUCGUCCCCGUGCUUUUGACGGUGCUAACGCUGAUUUCGACUUCAACAAGCCGCUUGAACCAGCCCCCAAUAGAGAUACGCAGACGCCUGUUGCCACCGUCCAUGAAUACCUUCGAAUCUACCGCCAAGCAGGCGGCGACCCAGAGAAGAUUCUCAAAAUCAUCGAAGAGGAGGAGCUCGAUGACACUCUAGGCUACUGGGCGCGGAUCACUCGCUCGAUGAUUGAUAAGAACAGCAGGGAAGCUGGCACGGAACAGUCGAACAAGAAUGAGGCCGGGUCUGAAGGCCCCUCCAACCCUAGAGAAUCACAGCCAUCGCCGCAAGCUCCUAUUCAGUUGCCCGCACCGUCCACACCGCAGUUUUCAUGGCCUCCCAAUCUUUCAGCCGACAGCGGUGCCAAUGGUGAUGCCAAAGGUAAAGGAAAGGAGGCCCAGCAGGAGACUGGCCAGGAGUUUAGGUUCGGCGAAGACGGUGGAAGCAUAUCGCGUACAACUUCUUUCCAGAGCCCCCUUCGACCUCGGUCUGUUUCUGAUGGGCCUCAACGCAACGAGUUUAUCAAUCCUCUGGCCAACAACAGUUGGUCUUUUUCCAAUUUGAAUGCGGAUCCGCCAGCGGAGGCCCAGGAGCCCACACCCAUCCCGCGUCCGGCACCACAACUUCGCUAUCAGGGCUUUGCGGAAUCUUCUACGCCACCCAUCGGUACUCCUAUCGAGUUUGGCUUCGACAGAGAUGCUGGCUUAGGGCGUCUCCCACCCCCUCGGCAUGACGAGACUUUUGAAGACCAGGGCCCUGAGCUGGGUCCAGUGCCAGCAGACUUUGUCGGGCCUAGGCAAGACACCGAUACCAGAGAGGAACCGCUCGUUGAUGUGGUUGAUGCUCACGGAGAAAUUCAAGAAACUGAAGAUGGAAGAGUUGCUCAGCGCCCACCUCUUCAGCGUGGCGUCAUGGACCGGGUUGCUGAUUUCAUGUGGGGUGGCAUUGAAGUACGAGAGCUGGACAUUGGCCGGGACGGAGAUGAAGCUGCCCAUGAAAAUGACGACGAUAGCGAUGAAGAAUUUGACGACUUGGACGAUGAUGACCAGGAUGACGCUGAGCAAGACCGUGAAGUCGUUGAAGCAGCCGUUGCCGCAGGCCUGGACCCCGAAGCCAUCGACGAUGCCGAGGACUUUGAAGGCAUCAUGGAGCUGAUUGGCAUGCGUGGGCCUAUUGCUGGGCUCUUCCAGAAUGCUAUUUUCUGUGUUGUACUCGUUUCGGUCACCAUCUUUGUCUGCGUUUUCUUGCCCUACAACCUAGGCCGAGUCAGCGUCUGGGCGGCCAUGAACCCGAUGCGCCUGGUGCGUAUGCUCUUCAGCAUGACGAAGUUCAUACAAGAUCUAGCGGUUGGUGUCAUGACUGGAUUUGCCAGUUUGGCUCUGUCCUUUAUCUACACAUCAGGCAGAAUGAUGGGCUUCCCGGCUGGAAAUGGUGUCGGUACGCUCAUGAUGAAGACCUUCAAUCUCUUCACAAGUGCGUCCAGCCGAGUUCUCGAAAGCCUCACCAGCGAACUGCCCAUUAUUUCCACCACUGAGAUGCAGAACUUCUCUGCCAUCAGCCACGAAGCACUGCUCAAUCUCAAGGCAUACGUCUCCGGAUCCUUUGUCACUUGUGGGGACGUUCUCAGCUCCAUCUUCGACCGUGAUUUGAUUACCAACGCCAAGCACGUAGCGUCAUUGUUGGCGACCGCUGCAGUUUAUGUCUGGAACGCUGCUCGAAACAUUCCCGUCAGCGUUCUGAACCCUGGAUCGUGGGUCAUCAGCUUCAGCGUGCCGGAACCUUCGACGUCAGUUAAUCCUGCACUGUCAUAUUGGUCAGGAGCCGACCGCUUCUGGGCCAUACUCUGCGGUUACUUUACGUUCUCGGCCAUCAGCGCUCUCUACCUCCGCCGGGGAUCUCCAUUCUCCACGGGGCAGACAGGUCAGGAGUGGGAAGCCUCGCUGAUCGACCUGCUGAACCAGGCCAGCGGUGUUAUGAAGGUUAUUCUUAUAAUCAGCAUAGAGAUGCUGAUUUUCCCGUUGUACUGCGGUCUCCUUCUGGAUGUCGCCUUGCUCCCGCUCUUUGAGGAUACGACUCUGAAAUCUCGCGUGGCUUUCACGAUGAAUUAUCCACUAACCUCCAUCUUUGUGCACUGGUUUGUGGGAACGGGCUACAUGUUCCACUUCGCCCUGUUUGUUUCCAUGUGCCGGAAGAUUAUGCGCAAAGGUGUCCUCUACUUCAUCCGCGAUCCUGAUGACCCCGAAUUCCACCCUGUUCGGGACGUUCUCGAACGUAACGUCAUGACGCAACUUCGAAAGAUCCUCUUCUCCGCCUUUGUGUAUGGAGCGCUGGUCAUCAUCUGCCUAGGUGGAGUGGUUUGGGGAUUGGCUCUGACGCUUCCCAACGUUCUUCCCAUCCACUACUCAUCCAACGAACCGGUCUUGGAGUUCCCGGUUGACCUUCUCUUCUACAACUUUGCAAUGCCUUUGGCCGUCAAGUUCUUCAAGCCCAGUGACGGCCUGCAUGCCAUGUACACAUGGUGGUUCCGUAAAUGUGCGAGAGGACUUCGCCUUACUUGGUUCCUGUUUGGUGAGCGCCGCAUCGACGAGGAGGGUAUUCUGGCUCUGCGGCCCGGUCCCGAUAACGAGGCGCUACCAUGGUGGAAGCGAUGUUUCCUCGAAGUCAACAAGCAGAACAAGGUUGUGCCGAAAACCUGGGAGGAUACCUUCGAGGGCGGCACAGCCAAACCAGCGUCUGCCAUUGCAAACGACCAAAUGACCAUUCUUAGUCUCAAAAAAGCCACCCUCGUUGAUUCAGGCCAACUUAUCGAAGAUGGCCACUAUGUUCGCACGCCGGCCUCUGACCAGGUCAAGAUUCCCAAGGGAAGACGCGUGUUUAUGCCGGUUUUGGAGAACAAUACUCGUCUGGACGGCAAAAACGAUUCACCCGACACCGAUCUUUACUCGACAGACCAGUAUCAGCUGGUGUAUAUUCCACCACACUUCCGGGUCCGUGUGUUCCUAUUCAUCAUGUUUAUCUGGCUUUUUGCUGCCGUCACGGGCGUCAGCUUCACCAUUGUGCCGCUUGUGUUCGGACGCAAGAUGUUCAAGGUCCUUAUUCCCGCGCACAUCAGGACCAACGACAUUUAUGCUUUCAGCAUUGGUAUUUACAUCCUGGGCUCUCUGGCCUACUUCCUUUUCCAUGCCCGAUCCAUCUUCAAGAAGAUGAGUGUUCGGGCUUCAUCGGCGUUGCAAUCUGUCUGGCAUAGCGAUGCUCCUAUGCGUUUCGCACUCGUCGGCCUCCAAGCCGCCAAGCUCGUCUACGCAUACAGCGUUCUCCUCGUCGUUUUCCCACUGAUUUUGACCGCGCUCAUGGAGCUGUACUGCCUUAUCCCGCUCCAUACCUACAUGUACCCGCCUACGCCCUACGUGAUUGGGGCCAACAGCGGUGGCCAGUUCAAGGAUGGCAUCGUUGUGCAGAACCAGCACACGACCCGAGUCAUCCAGUCCUGGACACUGGGCCUGCUCUACGUCAAACUUGGCGCUCGCGCCAUUACCAGUUUAUACGAAGGUACUCGCAUGGCACAAGCCGUCCGCGCCGUUCUCCGCCGCGGAUGGCUCCAACCUGACGUCCUUGUUCUGACCAGGGCUUUUGUCCUCCCUGGGCUGAUCAUCGGGGGUCUCGCCAUCUUCGGCCCUCCGUACGUUGUGGGCUGGAUGGAAUCCCACGGUGUGCUGGGCACACCCGCCCCGGCACCUCACGAGCUCAAGAUGGUCUACCGUCUCUCAUACCCUGCCGCGGCAUUCAGCGCCUUGGCGGCCGUGGCCUUCUGGAGCGUUGUGGGUAUCUUUAGCAACUGGAAGGCGCGCAUCAGGGAUGAGGCCUACCUCAUCGGAGAGAGGUUACACAACUUUGGAGUCGGUGCUGCCGGUGCCGCAGGUGCUCGCGGACCUUGGAGAGUCAGGGGUAGGUUGUAG
Colletotrichum truncatum is the source of this 5280-nucleotide messenger RNA. Its product is annotated as e3 ubiquitin-protein ligase march6. The record is from RefSeq and is a predicted model, not a curated record. Gene Ontology annotation, molecular function: zinc ion binding. NCBI's taxonomy places the organism in Eukaryota, Fungi, Ascomycota, Sordariomycetes, Glomerellales, Glomerellaceae. Gene Ontology annotation, cellular component: endoplasmic reticulum membrane.